This is a messenger RNA of Aureobasidium melanogenum CBS 110374, 1077 nucleotides long. RefSeq lists its product as uncharacterized. The record is from RefSeq and is a predicted model, not a curated record. Lineage: Eukaryota; Fungi; Ascomycota; Dothideomycetes; Dothideales; Saccotheciaceae. Bases 1 to 1077 code for a protein of 358 amino acids. The transcript has 3 exons.
AUGGAUCAGGUCCCAACUCUGGACAAUCUGGGCACGGUACCCCAAUCUCUCUUUACAGGCUCAGUAGCCAUCUUGGCAAUUGCAUGGGUCUCAGCAGUUCUGCGAAUCUACGUUCGCAGCUUCAUGAUGAGAUCUUUUGGAAGGGACGAUUGGACCAUCAUACUUGCUAUUACAGCCUUUACAGUACAAUGCGGGUAUAUCAUAAAUGUUACUCGGAUGGAACUGCAACCACAAAAGUACAACAACGUCAGUGGCAUCUCUACCCUGGUCACAGAUAUUAUCGCCUUUUCCGGAUCCUACGCCAUCACUGGAGUCUUCUUGAAGAUCUCUUUGGGCUUCUUUUUCCUACGCAUCAUCAUUGAACCCUGGCAGAGAAUAGUCAUCUACAUCUGCAUGGCCGUCAGCACCGUCUUCGGCCUAGUCUACUUCGGCAUCAUCACCUUUGGCUGCGGAGACCCAAAAGAAUACCUCAUACACACUGUCGAAAACAAAUGCAUAUCAGUCACGGGAGUUGUUAUUCCUGCCACCUAUGUGCACACCGCUCUAAAUGCAGCGACAGACUGGAUCAUGGCUCUGCUACCUAUCCUCACCAUCUGGAAACUCAGCAUGCCCCGCAUCACAAAGUUUUGGGCAUAUCUGUUGCUCGCGUUGGGAGCAGCAGGGAGCAUUGUUUCGCUUAUUCGAUUCGGCUACGUCGAAGGUAUUCGUCCUGGAAAACACUUCUUCAAGCAAAGCGCAAAGUUCGCCCUUUACAGUGUCUUCGAACCUGGUCUUGGUAUCGCCGCCGUCAAUUUCGCAACCCUCAGACCACUGUUCAAGAAGUGUCUUGAAGGGGCAAAGUCGGUAUCUUAUUCUCAGGGCAGCCGUGGUCACGGCAGCAGAAAAACUCCUUCGAUGGUGCCGGAUAUUCAACUCAAGGGACUGCCUUUGUCUAGAUCUCGUCCUGGCGAUGGGUUCCGUACUUUUGAUUCAUCAGCAGACGAUGACUCUCGAGGCUGGACUGAAAUCUCCAUCUCGACUCAGGAUUUGGAGAAGGCACAGAAUACCAGGUGGCCACAGAGCUCCCGACCGUUUUGA